Physella acuta is the source of this 3924-nucleotide messenger RNA. Its product is annotated as zinc finger protein 239-like. Gene Ontology annotation, cellular component: nucleus. The record is from RefSeq and is a predicted model, not a curated record. Gene Ontology annotation, biological process: regulation of transcription by RNA polymerase II. Gene Ontology annotation, molecular function: DNA-binding transcription factor activity, RNA polymerase II-specific. NCBI's taxonomy places the organism in Eukaryota, Metazoa, Mollusca, Gastropoda, Physidae.
UCGAGAGUUAAACUUGUUUGGUUUCAGUAAUGGCUAGACCUACGUCUAUAUUUAAGACUAUAAUCUGAAUCUGUUCCUUCAUAAGAAUCACUGCAGCAGCAUGGAAGAGAAAGCAGUUGAUUUAAGUGCAGUUUCACCUGUUGUGGAUAAUAGAUCGCACAAAUCAAAAGACGUUUCAUCUUCUGAGGACACUCAAACAGAAUUAUCAAAACUUAAGUCAGUUGAUGAUGUAAAAAACAUGACUUCUGAAGAUAUUAAACCUGAUAUUUCACCAGAAUUUUCAAUUAAUGAAGAUAUGAAACCUGCUGAAUCAUCAGUAUUAUCAGCGUCUGAAGAUUCACAACCAGAAUUUCCAAGUUUAUCAGCUAGUGAAGACUUGAAACAAAAUUUAUUGGCAAAAUUUUUAUUUUUUGGUGCUAAAAAGCAAAAUAAACGAGACAAAAACGUAAAAUUUUCUAAAGACAAAGUACGCCAGAAUGUUGUUAGUCAUAACAGUUUUUUUGAAAAUCCUAACUUCAAUACCCAUGAGAAACUUUAUUCAGAAGACAAGCCACAUGAAUGUGAUGUUUGCCAUAAAAUAUUUACUCAAAAUGCGUAUUUAAAAGCACAUAAAAAAGUGCAUUCAGAAGACAAGCCAAAUGAAUGUGAUGUUUGCCAUAAAACGUUUUCUCAAAUUUCUUACCUAACUAAACAUAAAAAGAUUCAUUUAAGAGAUAAGCAAUAUGAAUGUGAUGUUUGUCAUAAAAAGUUCUCUCAAAGUUCUUGUUUAUCUUCACAUAAAAAAAUUCAUUUAAGAGACAAACCACAUGAAUGUGAUAUUUGUCACAAAAAGUUUACUCAGAAGAAUAAUUUAUUACGACAUAUAAGUGUUCAUACAGGUUAUAAGCCAUAUGUAUGUGCUGUUUGCCCUAAAAGGUUUUCUCAAAGUUCUUAUUUAACUGCACAUGAAAAAAUUCAUUCAGGAGACAAGCCACAUGAAUGUGGUACUUGUCAUAAAAGAUUUUCUCGAAGUCGUAGUCUAAGUGCGCAUGAAAAAAUUCAUUCAGGAGACAAGCCAUACGAAUGUGAUGUGUGUCACAAAAGAUUUUGUCAAAUAGCUAAUUUAAAUACUCAUAAAAAAAUCCAUUCUAGAAAUAAGCCAGAUGUAGGUAAAGAAAUGAGUUCUUCUAAGAUUACUCCAUCUAGUUAUAAUGAAAUCCAUCCUGACAUAAAACCAUUUUGAUGUGAUUUUUCAACAUAAAUCAUUAAUUAUAGAGCAAAAUAUAACACUUGAAUUUCUUUUUUUUUCUCAUAACUUUAACUAGUGGUCAUAGAGUAGUUGGCCAUAGUUUAGUAAUUUUUAUAUUUGUACUAUUGAAAAUGUUGUUUGUGUUUAUGAGUAUACCUCGACAAUUAUUAUUGUAUUCUUUCAUGUGAGCUGGAUCUGUAUAAUUUUGUCUUAAUCUACUGCUUUAUGUGCUUUUGUAAAUAUGUAUAGGAAAAGUAAGCUAUAACUUGGCUAAGCCAUAUUUUUAAAAAACGCUAACAUUGGAGUUUUAGUUUUAUUUUUAUUAUAUUUUACACCGGCCUGGUUUUGCUAAGGCCUCACAGUUAAUUUUCCUAUUCUUUUCAAAUUAUUAAACUUGACACAGCACAUUAAUUGGGACAAGAAAGUUUACCAAAUCUGAUCAAACUAAUUAUACACAUUAAAAAUAACAGAAUCAAACUGAAAUUAAACACUGUUCAAGUUCAAUGUAUUAGUUACUAGAUAUUUACAAUUCUAGUGCUAAUUAUUAUUGAACAUCUUGUUAUAAUUUUUUUUCUUCACGUAACUUGAACUAGUGGUCAUCCAAUAGUGGGCCAUAGUUUAUUAAUUUUUAUAUUUGUAUUAUGAAAAGGUUCUUUUGUCAAAGAGUAUACCAUGUCAGUUAUUAUACAUACUCUAAACAGAAUUUAUAUUCUGACUGUAAAAAGAAACUUUCUUCAGCUGCAUGUGUACAAUUUUUUCUUUAUAAAGGCUCUUCUUUUUUGUGUUAUUUGUAAAUAUGUAUGAUAGAAGAAGUAAGCUAUAACUUUAGAAACCCAUGGUUUUAUUAUUAUACCCGCAUGGUUUUGCUCAGGCCACACAGUUAAUUUGCCUAUUCUUUUCGAAUUAUAUCAAAUUGACAAUGCACAUUCAUUGGGACAAGGAAGUUAACUAAAUCUGCACUAACCAGUUACACACAUUAACAAUAACAGAAGCUAACUAAAAUAAAAAUAAAACACACAAAGUUCGAAUUCAGUGCAUUUAUUUACAUUUACUAAAUGUUUACAAUAUAUAACUGCUGUAACACAAUCACAUUAAUAACUUUAUGCAUUUACAACUUUACUCAUUUACACUACUCACAAACAGCCCAGUCAGACAUACAGCAACAUGACAGAAUAUCAGGUUGACAGGUAAAACAACCUCCAUCAGACAAGUACAAUGACAUCAGGCCAGCAGUCACAGUGGCAUCUGGCCAACAGGUACAGUGACAUCAAAACUUCUGAGCAGACAAAAUAUUUUUUAUAAAAACUUUUUCAUCUUUUUUCAUCUUUUGCUGAAUGUUCUUAAUCAUAAUAUGGAGAAAUAUAAAAUCUUAAAUCAAAUGAUCAAACUCUACUGGCUGCAAUGUAUAACUCAAACUGACCACAUGUAAAAACUGGCAGCCCCCCAAAAAAAAAUUCCUAAUGUUUGUCUUUGAAAUGUAUUUAUUGUCAUCACUAAUGCAGAUAUAAAAUAUUUGGAAAUUGAAUUUUAAAUAAUAAUUUAGUACCUGAAUAAAGUUGAUUUCAACUAGGAACUAAGUUAUGUUGUGUGGCCUCUGUUAAAAUUUUUACAAACAAUAGCAUUAAGAUGCAUAAACAAGUUGCCAAUUGUUGUUCCAUUGAUUAAUGCUUAAUUUGUAUAUAAGUAUUAUAAGUAAAAUAAUGCAAUUAACAUUCUAUACAAAUUCAUGUGGUGAAAAUUAAACUUCUACUUUUAUUGUUUGACAUUAUUUUAUUCAUCCCAUUUAGGAACCUCCCUCCACCUGUUUACAUGUCUUAUUGAUCUAACCAAGAUUCAUGUUGCUCCAACCAUUGCUAAGGCUUAUGGUCACUUCUUUACUUUUGCUAGAUGUAUGUUUUUUAUUUUAUUAAAUGCAUUUGUAACAUUUUAUGUAUAGAUUUUAUCUUUCUGCACUCCUACUUAAUAUGAACUUUAUGCCAAAUCUCAGACACCUCUCUACAUGCUAUGUGUUUAAAAAUAAUACAUAAUAAUCUUCUUCAAAUUUUCAUAUAGGAUUUAGAGAUUAACUACACAUAACAAUUACUUAAAUAAUUUUUUUUUUUAAACUGCACAAACAAAUAGAAUUAUCAAUUUGAAGAAAAGAAAGACUAAAGCUGCUAUUAUUACAUUUUGGUAUCUUAGUUUCAACAUAAUGUAAUUUUUUGUUAGUUGUUUAAUGUUGUAUUGUAUUCUUUACUAAGGGGUCAUCCAUAAAUGAUGUCAGGUUUUAUUUUUUGCCAAUUGUUACCUCCACUUCGUUACUCCUCAUCACAAAAAGCCAGACACUCUAAAAUGACGUCACUCCUCAGCCUACAAGCCCACUCAAAAAAAAAUUUCCUUCAAACAUCGACAUUUUUCCAAUAUCUUGUCUUUUAUGGACGACCCCUAAUUAAAAAAAAAACAACAUUGCAAUGAAAUUUCUAAUAAAGAGAAUUAUUAGUAAUUGUAACAUGAAAAUUGUGUGAAAUAAAAUGGCUAACGUGUAUGUCAAUUUUUAUUGUUAAUGUUAGUUUUUCUAGCAACACUUUCUGUAUGUAAAUUCCAAUUAGGCCAAUGUGUUUUGAAUGCUAGGGUGUGUUCAGUGGCGUAGCGAGGUUGGGUGUCAUCCGGUGCGGCACUUAAUGGUGUCACCCCCUCAGAGGCGUAGCGACUCUUUC